AUGACAUUUGAACAAGCCCGCAAAACCAUUGGCCAACUGCAAACUGCUAGUCACUUAGAACUCCCAGUCAAACCAGAGGAGAUUCCAAUAGACAUAGCUAAAAUUAUACCUUUCGCUUUACCCCUUGAAGAUAACACUCGAACGGCAGCGAUAGUUAAGGCAUUGAGACUCAUCUUCAAUUUCAGUCAAUUACCUGAUUCAUACUUUGUAACGGUUCAAAUUGCCCUACCACACAACCCAAAUGAACUAAAAGAAAAGCUUCCCUCACCAUACUUCGAUCUACCUCCAGAAAAAAUUGACCUUCCUUCCACCCCCAAGCAUUACAUGCAGAAUUUAGGCACUUGUUUCUUUGCAAACCAAAAAAUGAAAGCGAAUUCAAAAGCUUAG
Dentiscutata erythropus is the source of this 387-nucleotide messenger RNA. Lineage: Eukaryota; Fungi; Glomeromycota; Glomeromycetes; Diversisporales; Gigasporaceae. The record is from the annotation of a GenBank genome assembly.